AUGAUAGAUUUUCCAGAUGUGAAGGAUGAUCGCAGUUUAUAUAUGUGCACAAGAAUAUUGAAUGUCAGUAUGCUUGGGUCUCCGAAAUACAAUGGCAUGUUUGAAUUUGGUAGGAAGAAGCUGCAUGUCCCUGAUAUUUUUGCUCGUUCAAAAACCACGAUUUGUCUGAAAAGAUCGAAAAGAGGAAUCUUUCUUGAGAUGAUCGACAGUGACACAUUGAUAUACUCGCUCAAUGGGCGGGUUUUCAAAAUUGUUGGGAAAGAAGAGUUUGCAUUUAGUGUGAAUGAAAUAUGCAAGAGACUUGUUGUUGGGCAUGGAAAGGCAUUUAUUCUGACAAGUAAUCACUUAUAUGUGUAUAACCGCAUGAAUGUAGAGAUCCUGAGAAUGGAUGCACUUGAUCUUGUAACUUCUCCGUUUAAUGAGAUAUUUGUACUAACAGCAUCCAAGAUCCUGAUAUUUAAUGAGAAGGGAGCUAAAGAGGAGUAUGAAUAUAAUGGAAAUGCUACACAUAUACACUUCUAUCUGUUCAGGGAGCUUAUUGUUGUUAAUGAGAACACGGUGUUCCAUUUGAAUCUUAACACAGGAUUUGUAAGUACUUUGUAUUGCUCGAGAUCGCCGAUAAAGACCAGUGUUUUCCGAAACAGACUGUAUAUUGCAGAGACAAACAAGAUGACCUCUUUAAACAUUGAGGAAAGAACGUCUGAAUCCAUAUACACAGGCAGACACCUGAAAAUUGCAGUUGGGGACACGAUGAUUGCAUUGUAUAACACAAAUGGAGAGUUUAUUUUUUGCGACAGAUUUGACCUGAUAAACUCACACGGCAUGAUGUAUGAUAUUGAUGCGCAUGAAUUUCUUGGAUUCUUUUUUUGUGGAGAUAAGUGUUAUUUUUUGUUUAAUAACAGGAUAGUUAAAUGGAGCGCUGAUGGGAUGAAUGUAUCAGAAUUAGUAGAUGACGAAUCUGGGGAUUAUAGAGUUGAGUUUCCAGAUAAUAUGGAAGAGUUGAAGAAAUGGCAUAGAUUUAAUAGAAAAGUCAAAGAGAAAUUUGAGCCGGGCAAUGUAAACAAGAAGUUCCAUGAGAUGCUGAGGACCGUAUUCAGGAAGGAUGAAGAAGCGACAGCUAAGAAGGAAAACAAGAAGAAAGUAAAGUAUGUAGAGAGGAGACGCGGAGGAUUUUGA
This is a messenger RNA of Ordospora colligata OC4, 1176 nucleotides long. RefSeq lists its product as uncharacterized. NCBI's taxonomy places the organism in Eukaryota, Fungi, Microsporidia, Ordosporidae. The transcript has a single exon. The coding region runs from base 1 to 1176 and encodes 391 amino acids. The record is from RefSeq and is a predicted model, not a curated record.